AUGCCACCUCGCUGUCUCCCACUGGCGUGUUUCCCAACGCACGACAGACGCGCAAGUUUGGUUGUGAAAACUUUGCCGAGCUUUACACGCAGGCGUCGCAGCCUGCCGGCAAUGUUGCGAUCACGAUCAAGAAGGGACAUGACGCCUCAUCUGCGGCCAGCGCUGGCUUUGCUCCUGCUUGCGUCCGUGACCCACACCGGCCACAGCUUCUUCUUAUCCCCAAGCGCACAUCCGCCCAGCGCACCACCCGCUUUCUCUUGUCAAUCGCGUCUCGGUGGGCCGGGGCUGGAGAGACGAAGAGCCGGUGGUGCUGCAUUUUUGCCGUUCAUGGUAGCUGGGGAAGGCAUGGGUGGCGGGCUGAGCGGCGUGAAGGGGGCAGGGCGGCGAGGCGGCGGCAAGGGGAAGGGCAAAGGCAAGAAGAAAAAGAAGGGCUCCAAGCAGGGGACGCUGAUCGCAGGGCCGCCGCGGCUGGAGACGGUGCCCGAGGAUAAGCUAGACCAGGCAUAUGUGUUUCGGCAAGAGCGACCGGGACAGACGCCGCGCGUGAUCGAGUGCUACGCGGAUAGAUUUGCGGUAGUGGGCGGGCGGCGGUAUAUGAUCGGGCACCCGUGCGACUGGGCGGUGUCGGUGUGCACCCCCAAGGACGAGGGUAACGUGGAAGCGGUGCCCCUAGACUCGGAGCUGAUGGAGGAGCUGCUGCCGGGUUUGCAGAGGGAGCUGGAAGCGGAAGAUGUCCACCUGUUCGUGACCCCGAUUACGCUCACCCUCCAGGGCGAUUUCCUGGAUGAUGAUGAUGAGGACGAGGAGGACGAGGAGGACGAGGAGGAGGACGAGAACGACGAGGAGAUUGAGUACAGUAGCAAUAAGGGCACCGCUUUCAUCGGGGACGAGGAGAUCGAGUACGAGGUGUUGGAAGAAGGGGACGGCUCCUACCCUACGGAGGAGGAGGAGGAGGAGGAGGACGUCAGGGUCCCCACGGACAUAACCGCCGAGGGGGUAGAGCUAAUCGCCUCCUACUGGUACGAAGAUAAGGAGUACGCCCUGGUGAAACACCUGGACCCGGUUUUCGUGAUCGCCAGACAGACCAAGAACGGAUACUACCUCCUGGGGGAGGAAGAGGCGGCAGCGGUCAAGCCGAAGGUAGAAGCGAUGCUCUUGGAGGAAAUCCACCUGAACGAGGCCCUCGAGGAGACGCUCGGCAAGGAGCAGCUGGAGAAAGAGCUCGAUGCGGCUCUGGAGGCACAGGGGGGUGAGAACGCGGACCUGUCCAAGGCGUUCCCGGUGCCGGAGGAGGAACAGAAGGAGUCGGAGAUUCAGGACGCUGAAAUGGCAUGA
This is a messenger RNA of Ectocarpus sp. CCAP 1310/34, 1335 nucleotides long. The record is from the annotation of a GenBank genome assembly. NCBI's taxonomy places the organism in Eukaryota, Phaeophyceae, Ectocarpales, Ectocarpaceae.